Gadus chalcogrammus (walleye pollock) is the source of this 2358-nucleotide messenger RNA. RefSeq lists its product as uncharacterized. Bases 370 to 1326 code for a protein of 318 amino acids. The transcript is spliced from 3 exons. NCBI's taxonomy places the organism in Eukaryota, Metazoa, Chordata, Actinopteri, Gadiformes, Gadidae. The record is from RefSeq and is a predicted model, not a curated record.
UGUGUUUGAUUAGCAAGCUAGAAUUAUGUUAACAUGAAAUGAUUGAAACAUGUUUUUCGUCAUUACAUGAUUCAUUCUUGUUCAUAAUAGCUGAUUUGAAGAAAAUGCAGAUCAAUCAGAAACAUAUAUAUCAAUCCAAUGAGAAGUGGAUUAAUCAAGACAAUGACUGUUGUACUGUGAGCUAUUGCGCAUGCUCGUUCCCGCCCAUGACCGACCGGAUGACACGGACUGAUACGGACGACUAGCACUUGCUCCAUAUUUAUCGUAUAGCAUCCUUCAAUUUACGAGAAAUACAUCAGAAAAGUAGCUGUCCCCCUGCUCAGAUUUUUGUCUGCUGAUACCUUUAGCCUCACAUGUGACCUGACCUCUAUGUGGCAGUGCAGACAUUGUGUAACCAGAGAGACUAGCAGGUACAAAUUACUGAAACAUUAUAAACUACAUCAUCAUUAUGGGAGAGGCCAACAAUAUCAAUGCAUAUAUGUAAAUUGUCCUUGCACAUUCAGGACGUGGACUGGACUCCGAACCCAUGUCUAUAAAGCUAAUUCAUUCCAACCUACACAGACUGCGUUGAAUUCAGUAACAUUUAAAUGUGAGGUAUGCGGACGUAGUGACCUCUCUACUGAGAGGGAUUUUUUUGUUCACAUUGGGACACAUCUGCGAAGUUGUGAGACGGUUGGUUGUGUAUUUCUUGGAUGCUCUUUCCAAACCAAUAUUAAUAGUACAUUUAACACUCAUAAAAAGAGAAAGCAUCAUCCACACACACUGCAAGAUUUUAAAACCAGUGUGAUUAAGUUUGUGAACCCCGUUGAAGGACCGGUUGCCUCUGACGGUGUUGGGACUGGCUAUCCAGCUGAUGUGUCAUUUGAUGAAGUUGAGGCUGAGACAGUGACAGUAAAGGAAAUUGGAGCUGUGGAAAAUCUGCCAGAAGUUAUUGAGCGGAAAAUAGCAGCAAUAUUGUUAAAAUUAGAACAUAUAUUUCAUAUUCCUGCAAAAGGUGUGGAUGAGUUACUGGAAGAGUUGCAUUUUCUAAGUUCAGCUAGUGUACCUGUCACAAAGCAUACAAUUACAGAAAUCUUCAAGAGCCAUAACCUCAAUAUUGGUCCGGCAGUUGUCGAAGAACUUGCUAAUUCUGUAUUCGUCUCUAACCCUGUCUCUAAAAGUUUUGAAAGGUCUGGCCCUCUUGCCACAUCCUAUAAAAGAAAAAAAUAUUACAAGGUUCAUUUUAGAGUUGUUGAAGCGAUAGUAUAUUUUAUCUGUGGAACAAAGGAGGUCAUUUCAAUAUGUCCCAUUAUUACAGUUAUUGCAGGAAGUACUGAGUCACAAUAAAAUAGUGAAUAAAGUGAUUGAAGAACACACUGGUCAAAUAAAUAGAGAAGCUUUGCAUGGUGAUCAACGAGUUUACAGGUCUUUUCGAGAUGGUGAAAAUUACAAAACAAAUAGCUUUCUAGCUGUUGAUGAGUUGAGAUUUUCCAUAAAACUUUACAUCGACGAAUUUGAGGUUUGUAAUCCUCUUGGGACCUCUCGCAAAAAGCACAAGCUUUGUGGGGUGUAUUGGGUUUUGGACAAUUUGCCGCCCGGCUCUCAUUCUGCUCUCUCAUCAAUUUAUUUAGCUGUUCUUUGUAAAAGUGACGAUUUGAGGAAAUUCGGUUUCAAAGAAGUUUUGGAUCCACUUUUGAAAGAUCUGGUAAUUCUGGAGGAGCAUGGUUUGUUCAUCAGUCAAUUGAAUAAGUGUAUCAAAGGCACUGUGAGUUGCGUAAUAGCUGAUAACCUAGGUGCCCAUGGCCUGGCAGGUUUUGUAGAAAGUUUCUCUGGUGAAUACAUCUGUAGAUUCUGUACAGCUAAGAAAACAGAAAUUCAGUCAUUGACAGCUGGUCGUUUUGAGCGCAGAACGCUGGAACUUCAUGAUGCACACUUAAAGUGUGCACUGGAAAAGGCAAGUGCAUACUGUGGUGUUAAACGUGAAUGUGUUCUGAGCAAGGCUCUGUCACAUUUUCAUCUUACUGCAGGUUAUCCUCCAGAUCUUGCCCAUGAUCUUUUUGAGGGCAUUAUACCUGUAGAGCUAGCUCAUUGUUUUUCUCUUUUGAUUUCAAAAAAGUAUUUCACUUUAGAAAAACUUAACAAUUUGAUCAAAACUUUUGAAUAUAAAUGGGCAGAUAAAACAAAUCGUCCUGCUGCAAUACCACAGACUUUCUCGGUAAAAAAAAGCAUUGGUGGAAAUGCACACGAGAAUUGGGCUCUGCUUCGAUUGUUGCCUCUGAUCAUUGGUCCACUUGUUCCGGAGGAUGAACCUGUAUGGCAUGUUGUUUUGGAUCUAAAGGACAUAGUGGAGCUUGUUGUAGCCCCUGUCCACUCUGAUGA